GCCAGACCAGCCAGUCAGAGCAGAGGAGGCAGCGACGGACUUGGAGCAGGAUUUCUUAACACUCCUCCGAAGGGGCCUCCCCCUCCCCCCGCGGCCAGGCUAGGGCCGGAGCAGGAGGCAGGGGACUGGCCCAGCUGGGCGCAGGUCCUCGCCGGACGGACUCCCCUGCUAGUUCUCCGGUCGGCCCAGAUUGCGGUGUUUCCGAUUCGGGCUCCUCGGGAUGAAUCAUUCCCCCCUUCCCACCGCCUGGCCUCUUUUCCAGCCUCCUCCGCCCGAGGCCUCCGUGGGCCGCGUCCCGGCCAGAGCAGCACCGCCCCUGCACCCCAGGGUCCGGGCCGCGCUCUUGAGCGGCUCCAGGAGGCCGGGCCGCGAGGGCCCCACGGCAGGGAGGCGCGGGGCGCAAGGUCCGGGCCUAGCUGUCCGGAAGGGGCGUCUUCGCUCCCCAGUGGUCUCUGCACCGCGGUAGGCCUAGGGAAGGAGGAGGCGCGGGGUCCCGGGAGCGAAGCCACUGCAGCCGCAGGGCCCGGGCCGAACUCGCAGCUGAGGACCUCAGGAAAGGUAGCCGGGGUCCGGCGCUCUGGCCACAGCACGGGGGCGACCCGGAGACCCGCCUUGUCCCCGCUGUGGCCUCCCUCCCCGCCUGCAGCAGAGCGAGCGGGCCGGCCCAACUCCAGAAAGGCCCCAGGCCCGGCCUUGCCUGCUGGGCGCCCGCGGGGGCGGCCCGGCUCCAAGGCUCGAAGUGCGGCCCGCGCUCUGCUCACCUGGCUCCGCCCGGCCGGCCCAGGGUCCGAGUACACGCGAGGCUCUGCCCGGCGCCUCCUGGGUCUCCGCGAGUUCCGCCCCGGCCCCGCCCCGCGCCGCCUUCCCGGGCCCCUCGGAGGACCGAAUCCUGUCCCGCCGCCUCCAUCUGCCUCGAUGGCGCGCCCGCCCCGCACCCCGCCAGGCCCCGACGGUACGGUGAGCCCCGCCCUUCGGGAGCGCAGCCAGUUUCCAUGAUGCGGGCGCCGCGCGGCCCUCGGAACCUCCGGCCUGGGAUUGAUUAGCGUGCGGUCCCCGGCUCGGGCGGGAGCGCGCUAAUGAGAGCCGGCUGCGGGAUGCCCGCGACCCCCGCCGCCUGCAUUCAGCCCGGGCCUCGCAUUCCCCGGCCGGAGGACCGCCAGCGCCCACGAGGAGGCCGCAGUGCGGGAGGCGGAGACCUGUGUGCGCCCUGCCGGUCGGACACCACCCCCGACCUUCUCCGACCUCCCGUCGGGCUGGAAGGAGAGAGGACGCCGCGGGCCGCUCCCCGCGGCGCUGUCCUGUGCCUCCGUGGCUCGAGACCCUCCAGCCGGUUGAUUUUCCACCGCCUUCCGGCACACUGAUGCCUCCGCUCCUGGGCUUGCGCAGUUCUCUCCCCCGGGUCUUGGUUUUUAGGGGUCAAAGCCUGGGAGGCAUCCAGUCAGUGCGGACCCCACUCCAGGUGGCAACCUCUCCCACUUGCUGAUUGCACCUAUCCUUCCUCCCUGGCCCACCUGUCUCCCGUGGUGUUGAGACUCCUUUGACCUGGGCCACAAGCCCAGUCUCAGCCACUAGACAGCUCCUUGAUCGGUUUCUGUACUUACACCUUCCUGGUCUCCCCUGUGAAGGGCCCCACUGGCCACCAGAGUACAGCAAGGUCAGCAGGCCCCUGCCCUUCUCCUUUCCCCUCUGCCCUUUCCAACCCCUUUUCAUUUGAAACCAGCUGGGUUCUUCCCUGCUGUUACUCUCCUGCUCCGGACCUUCAGCUGGUCCAGGCCUUCAAUAUCUCUUACUUGGGGCCCUGGUGAUCUGGACACAUUUUGCACCUCCUAACUGGUCUGCAGUCACCAAACAUUUCUAGUCUGAAUCUGACCCUGCCACCCCUGCUGAAAACCCUCAAUGGCUCCAGAAAACAACUUCAAAUCCCUUCUUUGAGCAAUCAUACCCUCUGCCUUCCUGCUGAAUCUGUCCAGUUCCCUGGAGCUCUGGCUCCAGGACUUGUCUUGUUCCUAGCUUUCUGUAAGGAACACCAGUCCCCCAAGCCACCUCCUGCUCCUUCAGAGCUCUGGGCCUUGCUCCAACCCCUGGACAAAUCACCCUCCCCUUCUAUCCCUCCCUGCACAGCAGCUUCCCCACACACAGGUGAACUGAGAGCACUCUUGGGGGUUGGGGGGGGGUCUGUUUCCUGUGUCCUUAUUGGUUGAUGUGGUCUGAGGGGCAGGGCUGGGUCUGCCUUGCUCCCUUCUGGUGCCUUGUGCCCAGGGGAGUGUGUAUCUCUGCUGGCUUUCAUGCUAGGGGAACAUGCAUAAGGCUCCUAUCGUUGCCCUUCCCCCCCUUUCUUACUUUCCUAUUCUCCACCCCUGGCCCUGGGUCAGAUAAGAGAGAUAGAGGGAGAGGGAGAGGGAGAGGAGAGAGACUAGCUAAGCUGAGUUCAGUUUCUCCUUCUGUGUAAAAGCAGGACUGGUAUCACCCAGUGUUUUCAGAGAUUAAUGUUCAAUGCACACACAUUGAACACCUGGCACAUUGAACACAAGUGGACGCCAAUGAACAACCUGUCUGUCCUCCAACCAUGAGCUUCAGGCAGGGUGAGCUGUGAAGCAGGAGAGGAGCUGGUCCCCUUUCCCAGUUAUAACCACAGCUAAUCUCUUGAGCUCUGGGAGGCCAGUGUUACAACCCUGGGUGAGACGAGGAAAUAGGGAGGAGAGGUAAGCUUGCUGCCUACUGGUCUCCCUUGGGGAGGGACCUCCCAGGCCUGGCGGUUCCACUGUCCCUGCAGAUGUGUGGCUGGCCAGUGGCUUUGGUGUCCAGACACUGAUAGUCCCGCAGAGGCUUGGAUCCCAUUCAACUCUGCCCUGGCCUCUGUGUGACCUAGACCCCUUCCCCCUACUUCUCUUCUGGGUCAGGAGGAGCCUGGAUGAAGUGGAAACAGCAGGGACACGAGAGAGAGAGAGAGAGAGAGAGAGAGAGAGAGAG
Molecule: messenger RNA, 2970 nt
Organism: Nannospalax galili (Upper Galilee mountains blind mole rat)
Lineage: Eukaryota; Metazoa; Chordata; Mammalia; Rodentia; Spalacidae
Product: collagen alpha-1(I) chain-like
Exons: 1
Source: RefSeq, a predicted model, not a curated record